UAAAAAUUAGCCUGAUCGGCCACCGGAAGCGCGUUCUGGCCUCCUUGGGAGACAGACUUCACGAAGAUCCUCCUCAGAAACCACCUCGCUCAAUAACCCUCAGGGAACCCAGUGGUAACCACACUCCUCCUCAGUUGUCUCCAUCACUUAGCCAAAGCACUUUCACUACUGGUGGCUCCCUGGACGUUCCCCACAUUAUCAUGCAGGGCGAUGCAAGGAGAAGGAGAAAUGAAAACUAUUUUGAUGACAUUCCUCGGUCAAAGCUGGAGAGGCAGAUGGCACAGCAGUCCUCUGUCUGUGAGAUAUGGACCAACCAGAAUGCAGGAUAUCCUUUCUCAUCGAUUCAUCAGGUUCAUAAUACUGGAGACUGGGGAGAGCCUUCAAUUACCUUGCGACCUCCAAAUGAAGCCACAGCAUCAACACCUGUACAGUACUGGCAACAUCAUCCAGAGAAACUCAUCUUCCAAUCAUGUGAUUAUAAAGCAUUUUAUUUAGGUUCUAUGCUGGUAAAGGAGUUAAGAGGCACAGAGUCAACACAGGAUGCUUGUGCAAAGAUGAGGAAGUCUACAGAACAAAUGAAGAAAGUACCAACUAUUGUUCUGUCUGUCUCUUACAAGGGAGUCAAAUUCAUUGAUGCCACAAAUAAGAAUAUUAUUGCUGAACAUGAAAUCCGUAACAUUUCCUGUGCUGCCCAAGACCCUGAAGACCUUUCUACAUUUGCGUACAUCACUAAAGACUUGAAGACUAAUCACCACUACUGCCAUGUAUUCACUGCGUUUGAUGUGAAUUUAGCAUAUGAAAUCAUUCUUACACUAGGACAAGCAUUUGAGGUGGCCUAUCAGCUGGCGCUACAAGCACGAAAAGGGGGCCAUUCUUCAACCCUUCCAGAAAGCUUUGAAAAUAAGCCGUCCAAACCUAUUCCAAAACCACGUGUUAGUAUUCGGAAGUCUGUGCAGAUAGAUCCAUCUGAACAAAAGACUCUUGCGAAUCUACCAUGGAUUGUUGAACCUGGACAAGAAGCCAAAAGAGGCAUUAAUACCAAGUAUGAAACUACGAUUUUCUGAUACAAAAAGGACCCCCUGUUCCUUGUUGUGCCUUGCACUCCAAGCAGUCACAGCACAGCCUUUCCUUUAUGGCAAAGUUUCAAUCCAGCAGAGAGGAAGACUGCACCAUACGAGUGGCCUUGUAACUAACAAAAAAGGCUGGUAGUCAUUUCUGGUGAUGUUCUUCUUCCUGCAGCACUGACAGAAGAAUGACACUAUAUGAAGACUUUUAAAAUUACAGUCUACAAGAGGAGUGAGAAAAAUUAUUUUUCAUGCAGUUCUCCCUUGUGACUCGGCCACAGUGCUUUCUUUGGUUUCUUACUUUAGAAUUCUGCUUUUUAAAAAACAAAAGGUCUCUAAACUAACAUUGAUGCUGCCUAUGAGUAGAAUAUUUGAUUGGUUUUUUAUUUAAAUCUUGGCAGUUUUUAAUUGAAAUAGAACCAGAAUGAAUAAAUACUAGUAUUUGUGAAACCACUGAAUUCAUUAACAACCACUGUAUUGAAUAAAGAACUCAUUAACGUGACAAGAAAUUAGGUACCCUGAUUUCUAUGUGCGCUGGUUUUAUAUGUAAGCAUUGGUGUCCUUUGAGCCUCUACAGAAAUAGAAGCCUCUUACAUUGUGACAAAGGAUCAGAGUUUUAUGAAUGGUUAUAAAAGGGUAUUAAUAAUGCACAGAGAACGUCUUUUAUUAGAUAUUUUUAUGGAAGAGAAGUACUAUAGGAAAACAUAGGAAUAUUUAUGGAAAGGAAGCCAGAUUAAUUAUGAAAAAUAUUGUUUAUUUUAAAGUUAAUUAAACCACUGCUAUUGCAGCAUUAUGAAAAUUAGAAAAGUUGUAGCAUCAGUGCACUGGAUGUUUCAUGUGAUCAGUCUGGAAUGAAAGUAGAAUGGUCAUUCUGCUACACCUACGUAGAAUUUAUGCAGUUCAACAUUGCUAUAGCCAUGAAAUGUACUAGAAUUUUUAAAAAUAAUCUCAGUGGUUCUAAAAAGAAAAAAAUCAAAACUAUAAAUUUUGCUAUCAAGAUUUCUGUCACAGAAAACUUGUUUGGAAGAGUGUUGAUAAAAUUCUACUGCAAAACAUUUUCUAAGUAAAAAAAGCAAGAAAAAGAAAAAAAUUCCAAAGUAAUAAAAAUGUUUUCAUGAAACAAAAUACUUAAGCAUUUGCUUAAUAUUUGAUUAAAUAAGAUUUACUUACAUUUUCUUUAAAGUAUUUUAAUUUUUUUAAUGUCUGUGGAGUAUUUGUAUAAUACCAUGAUGUAUAUUUAUGUAGAACUGAAAUUAUAACAGUACAAAUAUCACUAUAGGAGAAAAAUGACAUUUUAACGUAUAUUGUUCUAUCCAGUCAAAUUGUGAAUCAUUUUGAAGUUCAUUAUAGAGAUAUUGAUAAAUUGUGUGGUUGUCUUAAUGUUUUUUUAAUUAUUAUUUCAUAUCCAGCUGAGGUUUUCAAUCAGAAUCAUCAGCUGGUGAAUUCCAAAAACAGAUAACUGAACUUGGUUUAAACCCGAUAAUUGUAUAUGGUUUAGUUAAACCUAAUUAUAGCGCUGAGUGAUGACAUACUUUUAAUACAGUAUUCAAUUUACUUGAACAAAAUAGUUCCUUGUACAUAUUUUGCCUAUUCACUGUUGAUAUGUACGUACUCAACUGACAGUAAAAAAUAACACUAAAAAUAUGGUACCAAAAGGAAAACUGUAUAGGAGAACAGUAAAUAGUAGCCUCACUGCAACAAAUACUUAUGUAAAUAUGCUUGGGCUUCCAGUUAUAAAUUUUGUAAUUUUGUCAUUUAUUUAUAUCCUAUAAAAGCACACAAAAUAAAAUGAAGUUGUACAGUC
Messenger RNA from Struthio camelus australis, 2868 nucleotides. The record is from RefSeq and is a predicted model, not a curated record. Lineage: Eukaryota; Metazoa; Chordata; Aves; Struthioniformes; Struthionidae.